AUCCGCUUCUGGCUAGAGAACCUGCGGGCCAAAGCCGGGGAGGCGUUGCACAACGUGCGCUUCUUGGAGGACCAGCCUAUCAUCCCGGAGUUGGCUGCCCGUGGGAUCAUCCAUCAAGUGUUCCCCGUCCACGAGCAGAGGAUUCUGAACCGGCUCAUGAAGUCCUGGGUGCAGGCUGUGUGUGAGAACCAGCCCCUAGAUGAGAUUUGUGACUACUUCGGGGUGAAGAUUGCUAUGUAUUUUGCCUGGCUGGGUUUCUAUACCUCUGCCAUGGUGUAUCCAGCUGUGUUUGGCUCUGUGCUCUAUACCUUCACCGAGGCCGACCAGACCAGCCGGGACAUCUGCUGUGUAAUCUUUGCCAUCUUCAAUGUGAUCUGGUCUACGCUAUUUCUGGAGGAGUGGAAGCGCCGUGGGGCUGAGUUUGCGUAUAAGUGGGGGACUUUGGACACCCCUGGAGAAGCCAUUGAGGAGCCCCGGCCUCAGUUCAGGGGUGUCCGGAGGAUCAGUCCUGUGACCAAUGCUGAGGAGUUCUAUUACCCACCCUGGAAGCGGCUCCUGUUCCAGCUGCUGGUCAGCCUGCCAGUGUGUGCCACCUGCCUCAUCGGGGGCUUCCUGCUCAUGCUCGGCUGCUUCCAACUACAGGAGCUGGUGCUCAGUGUGAAGGGGCUGCCACGCCUUGUCCGCUUCCUGCCCAAGAUUGGCCUGGCCCUCUUGGUCAGUGCCUGUGCCGAGGCCUACAAGAAGCUUGCCUAUUGGCUUAAUGACAUGGAGAAUUACCGUCUGCAGAGUGCCUAUGAGAAACACCUCAUCGUCAAGAUUGUUUUGUUCCAGUUUGUAAAUUCGUACCUGAGUCUUUUCUACAUCGGUUUCUACCUCAAGGACAUGGAGAGGCUGAAGGAGCUCCUGUUCAUCCUCUCUCUCUCCCAAAGCCUGGAGCGCCAGCUCCGAGCAGCUGUCGUCCCCUACGCUGCCCUCCGUCUCCAGCUUCUCCUCUUCUCCUUCCAGGGCCUCCUGGCUCUGGCCAAGGCCAGAGUACGGGCUGGAAUGUUAGCCACCCUACUUAUCACCCGUCAGUUCCUGCAGAAUAUCCGGGAGGUACUACAGCCACACCUGUACCGCCGGCUGACCAAUGGGGACCUGAGUGCCCGCACCCUCUGGGAGUUCUCCAAGACUUUCCUGCAGCUGCUUAUUCAUAGGCCUCCUGUCCCAGAGGCCCGGCCCCGAGAGCCACUGGCAGGGCCACCUGAGCCCAGGGCCCAGGAGAGCAGUGGCAGUGGCAGUGGGGGCCGGAAGUGCCUCAAUGGGGGCUGUGGGGUCCCCGAGGAGGAGGAGGAGGAGCGGCGGAGGCGGGCUGGGGAGGGUGGGGAAGAGGCGGGUGGUGGGGGUGGCGGGGAGGAUGAGGAGGAAGAGGAUGAGGAGGACGAUGAGGAGGAUGAUGAUGAGGAAGAAAGCCUUCUGGACUGCGGCCUAAAGCUAAGGAAGGUGAGCUUUGCUGAGCGGGCUGAGCGGCAGCGACGGGCAGGAUCGACAGGUCCUGAGAACUUCCUGGAAGAGGGUAGCCCAACCAUGGUGGACAAGGGCCUGGACCCAGCAGCCGUGUUUGCCUUGUGCGAGGAUGAAGAGGAUGCUGAGGAGCCUUCAGACAGUCCUGGUCGGGAGCCCCUAGAAGCACCUGGGGGCCCUCGUGGAGAACGGGCUGGCGGUGAGGGCCGAGACCAGGGUCCCGGUGAUGACGAGGCCGAGGCCUCGGGCCCUGGGGAGGACAGACGGCGAAAGCACAACCGCACGUCCUGGAUCGACCCACCUGAGGAAGAUUACUCCCCCCAGCUGACCCAGGCCGAGCUGGAAAGCUGCAUGAAAAAAUAUGAGGACCCUUUCCAGGACUACCAGGAGAUGUUUGUGCAGUUUGGCUACGUGGUGCUCUUCUCCUCAGCCUUCCCCCUGGCUGCCCUCUGUGCCCUGAUCAACAACCUCAUAGAGAUCCGCAGCGAUGCCUUCAAGCUGUGCACGGGCCUCCAGCGGCCUUUUGGGCAGCGCGUCGAUAGCAUCGGGCAGUGGCAGAAGGUGAUGGAGGCCAUGGGCAUCCUGGCCAUUGUGGUGAACUGCUACCUGAUUGGUCAGUGUGGACAACUUCAGCGCCUCUUCCCAUGGCUGAGUCCAGAGGCUGCCAUCAUCUCUGUCGUAGUGCUGGAGCACUUCGCCCUGUUUCUGAAGUACCUCAUUCAGGCAGCCAUCCCUGACAUCCCUGCCUGGGUAGCCGAGGAAAUGGCCAAGCUGGAACACCAGCGGCGAGAGGCCUUUAAGAAACACGAGCGCCAGGCUCAGCAUCACUACCAGCAGCAGCAGCGGCGAAGGCGGGAGGAGGAAGAGCGGCAAAGACACGCGGAGCACCAUGCGCGACGGGAACGUGAGGCUGGGCGUGAGGAAGGCCGGGCUGAGGGCAGCAGUCCAGAUCUGGCCCCUGAGAAGGCACCUGCCAAGGCCAAGGGUGGGCCCGGCCCAGAUCGGCCCAAGAGGCCAGGCUCCCUGCUCGCCCCCAACAAUGUCAUGAAACUCAAGCACAUGAUCCCCCUCCAGGGGAAGUUUCUGUCCUCAUCCUCUUCGUCAUCCUCCUCCUCUGCAGGGGGUGCCGGCCCAGCUACGCGGCAGCCGCAGGCACCCUCCCCCACGGGAGAAAACCGCCUGCCUGCCUUUCUCAGCUUUAAGUUUCUCAAGUCGCCGGAAGCCAAGCGAGACCAAGAGCGAAGCCACUCGCCUCCCAAGCCCUUCCAUGCUGGCAAGCUCUUCCCCUUUGGGGGCCGGGCAGAGUCCACCGCUGCAUCUAACGGGUCAGGCGGGGGGCAGGUGCGACCCGACAGCGCUCCCAGCAAGGCCCAGCGUCCCGGGCUAGCAGAUGAGGCCACUGGGGAGGAGCCAGAUGCCCGUGCAGAGGACGAAGGCUCAGGGACAGCGCAGCCAGCUUCUGGUGUCCCCUCCCGUGCCCACCGCCGGAGCCCUGCACCACCACGCUGCUCCUGCCCACCGUCACCCAAUACACCCCCGCCCACAGGCUGCUGGCAAUGGGAGGGCCCCUGGAGUUGUGGGGGUGAGGGGAGUGCCACUAGAGAGGGCUAUGGAGCUGAGUGCCCACCCUGUGCCCGAGCCCCGGGGAGCCCUGCCUGGGUCCCUGCCCCACUCCCUGCACCCCCUGCUCAGGGUGAUGACAGCUUCUCCAGCCCCCCACUCCCAGGACCCUGCCCUCUACCCCCAGAUGACAGCCCCAGCCCUAGCCCCAGCCCCAGCCCCCAAGCCAUCUGCUGGCCAGCUGGGUGGCACUAGCCAGCCCCAUCUCUUUCCCACUGUGCCCUCCACUCCUGAGGCCCUGGGCUUUCCUUCAUUCACAUAUGCAAUAUGAGUUAUUAAUGCAAGGAGCUGAGGCUGAGCAUGACUGAUGACGGCCAGCCUGUCCUCUCCAGCCCAGGGGAGGGAGUGGAGUGGGUUAAGAUGUCUGGUUUGGUCAAAGCCAGCCUAGCCUGGCCUGGCAAGUGGACUGGGGGGUCAGGAUCCACCAGUCCCAGUAUGUUUACUCCCCAGCCACUCCCUAGGGCUCUAAAGGUUGGCCACUGAUCAGAGGCGAAGAGGAAAAGGCAAGUUUUUUGCCGUCUUCUUUCUUUCAAUCCAGAAGGAAAUACCUA
Trichosurus vulpecula (common brushtail) is the source of this 3674-nucleotide messenger RNA. It is a transcript of the gene ANO8, whose product is annotated as anoctamin 8. NCBI's taxonomy places the organism in Eukaryota, Metazoa, Chordata, Mammalia, Diprotodontia, Phalangeridae. The transcript has 15 exons. The record is from RefSeq and is a predicted model, not a curated record. Gene Ontology annotation, molecular function: chloride channel activity. Gene Ontology annotation, cellular component: plasma membrane. The coding region runs from base 157 to 3318 and encodes 1053 amino acids. Gene Ontology annotation, biological process: chloride transmembrane transport.